CUGCCAUUAUAUUUGUGGAGAAGUGAAUAGAAGGAAGUCUGUCUAAACUUAUAUAACCGGAUGUUUGAGGUUGAGUGAAAAGUACAGAUAGAGAGAGGAUAACCAUAGCAUGACAGCACGGAAUAAAAUUUAACACGGAAGGGCUGCAAGAAGAAUUUAGAAGAGCAGAAGAUUUACAGGAUUCACAGAAACAACACUUUUUCAACAUAAUGGAAAUCUCAGACAUAUCCUCAAUGAAACUACCUAAUCGACCAGAGUUGUUUGAUUUUGAGGGUGUUUCUAUGGUCCAUUACUUCACUGACAACUGGGAAAAGGUGAAAAACUUUCAAGCAAGACCUGAUGACAUUCUAAUCGCUACCUACCCCAAAGCAGGUACCACCUGGGUCUCAUAUAUUCUAAACCUUCUGUACUUUGGUAAGGAUGAUCCAGAGCACCAGACAUCCCAACCUAUCUAUAUGAGAGUGCCAUUCCUGGAGUCAUGUUUUAAAGUGAUACCAUCAGGGACAGAAAUGUCUGAUAAUCUGCCCACCUCUCCUCGGCUAAUAAAAACUCAUUUACCUGUUCAGCUUGUGCCCAAGUCCUUCUGGGAGCAGAACUCAAGGAUUGUUUAUGUAGCACGGAAUGCAAAAGACAAUGCUGUUUCCUAUUUUCAUUUUGAUCGAAUGAACAUGGCAGAACCUGAACCAGGAGACUGGAACACUUACUUACAGAAAUUUAUAGAAGGAAAGAAAGUGUUUGGUUCUUGGUUUGACCAUGUCAAUGGAUGGUGGGAGAAGAAACAGACAUAUUCUAAUCUACUGUACUUGUUCUAUGAGGAUUUGGCUGAAGACACAGGACGUGAGGUGGAACGUUUGUGUUCCUUCUUAGGUUUGUCCACCUCAGUUGAAGAGAGGGAGGAAAUAACAAAAAGAGUUCAGUUCGAUGCCAUGAAACUGAACAAGAUGACUAACUAUUCCACUCUCCCAGUCAUGGACUUCAAGAUCUCACCCUUCAUGCGGAAAGGUAAAGUUGGAGACUGGAAAAAUCAUUUCACCGUAGCACAAAAUGAACAGUUUGAUGAGGUCUACAACAAAAAAAUGAAGAACACCACUGUCAAGUUCCGCACUGAGAUAUAAUACUUGAGAAGACUCAUCACAAAUAUCAAACAAAGUGGUGCUUAUUUAGAUUAUUAAAGUUUUUCAUAGAUAAGAUAACUUAGACCCUCCAAUAAAUAUACUUCAUAUUCUUAUAUUCUCAUAUUCUUCAUAUCAUAUUCUACAGUUGGUGACAGCACUUUCAUUUGUUCUAUUAAAAAAGCUAACUUGACCAAAAAAACAUUUUAUGAAUUUCUAUUGUUGAUCAAUAAUAUUAUUCAUGUUUUCCAACAAUUGGCUACAGCACAAUGUCAACUGUACCAUGCAAACAGUGCAUUCUAUAAAUUCCAGUUUGCAUAGAAAGUAAACUUUAGCUUAAAGGAAUGAAAAUAAUUCAGUCAAAAUAUGGCACAGCACAAAACAAGUACAUAAGUAAAAGUUGUCUGGAAAAAGGUU
Molecule: messenger RNA, 1529 nt
Organism: Carassius auratus (goldfish)
Lineage: Eukaryota; Metazoa; Chordata; Actinopteri; Cypriniformes; Cyprinidae
Product: cytosolic sulfotransferase 3-like
Exons: 8
Coding region: 210-1115 (301 amino acids)
Molecular function (GO): sulfotransferase activity
Source: RefSeq, a predicted model, not a curated record